AUGCUGCACGCACUGUCUCUGUCCUUACGGCCCUUACUGCUCCUGAUGGCCAUGUCUACCCCUGCGCAUGCCUGGUCACGGCCCCUCUGGUACCAGGUGGGGCUGGACUUGCAGCCCUGGGGCUGCCAGCCCAAUAGCCUGGAGGGUUGUGGGGGUAACCUGGGCUGUCCUGGCCAUUGGAUGGGUCUGGGCAUGUCAUAUCACAUCUACCCCGUGGCUGGAGUCACUGUCACCACCACUAUGAUGCUGAUCAUCAGCCGAGUGAUGCUGAAGCGGCGACGUACAUUGGUCACCAAAGGCCAGCAUACACAGAUGGCUCCUGACUCCUGUGGACCCUGGAAACGGCGAACCCCGAUCUCAGACCACACCUUACUCCUGGGUGUCCUGCACAUGAUGGAUGCUCUCCUGAUUCAUAUAGAGAGCCACCUGCAGCGUCUAGCCACCCAACCGCAUAAGCAAAUAAAGGGGGCUCCCACCCAGAGUGGGGGACCCAGCACCUGA
Messenger RNA from Chrysochloris asiatica (Cape golden mole), 501 nucleotides. It is a transcript of the gene TMEM89, whose product is annotated as transmembrane protein 89. Lineage: Eukaryota; Metazoa; Chordata; Mammalia; Afrosoricida; Chrysochloridae. Bases 1 to 501 code for a protein of 166 amino acids. The record is from RefSeq and is a predicted model, not a curated record. The transcript is spliced from 2 exons.